Messenger RNA from Centropristis striata (black sea bass), 1011 nucleotides. RefSeq names its product olfactory receptor 10J4-like. The record is from RefSeq and is a predicted model, not a curated record. NCBI's taxonomy places the organism in Eukaryota, Metazoa, Chordata, Actinopteri, Perciformes, Serranidae. Gene Ontology annotation, molecular function: olfactory receptor activity; G protein-coupled receptor activity. Gene Ontology annotation, biological process: G protein-coupled receptor signaling pathway. Bases 1 to 1011 code for a protein of 336 amino acids. The transcript has 2 exons. Gene Ontology annotation, cellular component: membrane.
AUGGAAAACAGCACUUUCUCUUUUUACUUUAACCUCACCAUAUUCAUGAACAUCGGACACUACCGGUAUCUGGCCCUUGUCUUUUUCCUCCUGCUCUACAGCUUUAUUGUGUCUGCUAAUCUUGCCAUGAUAUUGAUAAUAAUACGGGAAAGAACACUACAUGAACCCAUGUAUAUUUUUAUUGCAUUUCUGUCUUUCAACUCCCUGUAUGGUUCUACUGGUUUCUUCCCCAGAUUUCUCAUGGAUCUUCUGUCUGACACUCAUUUGAUCUCUCGUCAUGCUUGUUUCACUCAGAUCUUUAUUAUUUACACAUAUGCUUUUAAUGAACUGACCAUCCUUAGUAUUAUGGCAUAUGAUAGAUAUGUUGCUGUAUGUCAUCCUCUACACUAUCACAGAAAGAUGAACUCUAAAACUGUCUACACAUUGACAUUUUUUGCUUGGGUCUGUCCAGCCUGUUACCUUACAAUGAGCAUUGAUACAGUUGUCAGGCUUCCUCUAUGUGGUAAUAAGAUAUACAAGUUAUACUGUGCCAGCUGGAAUGUAGUAAAAGUAUCAUGUGUUACCACUGCUGUUAACAGCAUUGUUGCUGUACUGGGGGGCAUAGCUAUAGCCUUUAUUCCCUUUGCCUGUAUUUUCUAUACCUAUCUACGAAUUGUGAUUGCUUGUUGGAAAAAAUCAUUAGAGGUCAGAGGGAAAGUAUUACAGAGUUGUUUUCCACAUAUUAUUUCAUUUGUGAUUUAUUCACUCACAUCAUUUAGUGAUGCUGCAUUGAGCCGACAAAAUCUUGAACAAAUGAAUCAAUUUUUAGUAGAAAUUUUGUCACUGGAAUUUAUUAUCAUUCCCCCAGUUUGUAAUCCUCUUGUAUAUGGACUUAAAUUACCAGAAAUUAGAAAACACAUUUUGAAGAUAGUCUGCCUUAAACUCCAAACUAAAAAUAAAUUAUGUUGCAUUGGGCGAGAGGCGGGGUACACCCUGGACUGGUCGCCAGACUGUCACAGGGCCAACACAUAG